Necator americanus (New World hookworm) is the source of this 846-nucleotide messenger RNA. RefSeq lists its product as uncharacterized. The record is from RefSeq and is a predicted model, not a curated record. The coding region runs from base 1 to 846 and encodes 281 amino acids. Lineage: Eukaryota; Metazoa; Nematoda; Chromadorea; Rhabditida; Ancylostomatidae. The transcript is spliced from 2 exons.
AUGUCAUUCCAGAGGCCGAAGUACGGUAAUAAAUCGUACGGCACCCGAUCCCGACAGAAUAAGACCAGAACACAUGAAGAGCCUUCCGCCAGUACUCAUCAACAUCCUGGCGAGGCUAUUUACAUGUUAUCUGUCGGAAUGCAAGGUUCCUACGCAGUGGAAGACCAGCAAGACCCAUUGAAAGUGUUGGAUGAAGGACAGCCAUGUGAGCAAGCAGGGUUUCGAAAAGGAUUCAGCACGAUUGACCACAUUAACACUGUUUCGAAACUCAUCGAGGUAUUGCGAGAGUACAAGAUGCCGCUCUGUCUCACCUUCAUCGACUUGAAGAAAACCUUCGACUCAGUUGAGACAGAAGCGGUCGUGGAAGCCUUGGACAACCAAGGCAUCUCUAUUCAGUACAUAAAGGUACUUCGAGAGUUGUACAGUAACUUCACGACCGGAAUGUCGCCAUUCUACAAGAAUAACAUCAUUGACGUGAAGAGGGGAGUCCGACAGGGUGAUACAAUCUCACCCAAAAUAUUAAUAGCCACCCUUGAGAACGCAAUGCGAAAGUUGGAAUGGGACGACAUGGGAGCGAAGGUUGAUGGUCAGCAGCUACACCAUUUGCGCUUUGCUGACGACAUUGUACUGAUAACACCUAGCAUCAGCCAAGUGGAACGAAUGCUGACCGAAUUUGACGAAACAUGUGGAUGCAUCGGUCUUCAGCUGAAUCUGCAAAAGACGAUGUUCAUGCGCAACGGAUGGAUCUUGGAUGCCCCAUCCUCGCUUAACGGAAGGAACAUAUCCGAAUGCAGCUAUGUUCAUCUGGGUCAGGAAUUGAACAUGAUGAAUGACCUGACCUCCUAG